Messenger RNA from Parnassius mnemosyne (clouded apollo), 615 nucleotides. Lineage: Eukaryota; Metazoa; Arthropoda; Insecta; Lepidoptera; Papilionidae. The record is from the annotation of a GenBank genome assembly.
AUGAAGUACAAAGCAAACAAUGGAGUUCCUAAUGAAGACAGCAAUCAAGAUAGAAGCUUUUCUAACGAAGACAGCAUUCAAAAUAGAAGUUCCACGUCAGCCAAAAAACGGCAAGAAUCAGAAGUCACGGAAGUACGUGCUCAGAUUAAGACAGCAGUAAAUGUCCUAAAAAAUCUCUCCGGCCGACCACGAACUGAAGUGGACGAGGUAGACUUAUACUGUCGACUACUGGCCAAAAAAAUUAAAAAAAUUAAUGAGCAACAAAGGGAGGUUAUAAUGUACGAUAUAGACGAACUUAUUUAUCAGAAGCGAAAUGAGUCUUACUUAAAUAUUAAGAGCCCUGCUCGUAGCAGCACUUACUUCUACGUAAGGUCUACCCGAGAUUCCGUGCGUUAUGCACCUACACCAUCCCCUUCACCUCAAGUGAUGCCAAGCCCGUCAUAUCACGUUGCUGAUGAUUAUAGUGAUUAUAUAGUUGUAUCACCAAAUCACAGCCAAGCAGAAUAUGUGACAGGUUCAUCCACCUCCCCCACAUCUACUCCAAAGGUGACAAUUAUAUCAAAUGACAUUAUCUCUCAAGCAUUUACUCUUUUUCAGUUACAAAAUAAGAAUUGA